This is a messenger RNA of Ricinus communis (castor bean), 3294 nucleotides long. Its product is annotated as protein PAT1 homolog. Gene Ontology annotation, biological process: deadenylation-dependent decapping of nuclear-transcribed mRNA; P-body assembly. Lineage: Eukaryota; Viridiplantae; Streptophyta; Magnoliopsida; Malpighiales; Euphorbiaceae. Gene Ontology annotation, molecular function: RNA binding. Gene Ontology annotation, cellular component: P-body. The coding region runs from base 182 to 2515 and encodes 777 amino acids. The transcript has 4 exons. The record is from RefSeq and is a predicted model, not a curated record.
UAGUCACCGACACGUUUCUCUCUCCGCCUCAAUAAAUUUUUUUAUUAAAAAUAGAAAAACCGUUAAGCAAUUUCACUGUAUUAUUAUCCUCAACAGAAACCCUAGAGAUUUCAGUAUUAAGGGUUUUUAGUGCCUUUGUUAGAUAUUCUUACUUUUUUAGAUUUUGCGAUAAAUUGUAGAUAUGGAAAGUGGAGUUGCUAUUCAAGAGCCUCAAAAAGUCAUCGAUCUUAAGCAAAUUGAAGAUAACUCUACUACUGAAAAAGCAGUGUUUGAUGCAUCUCAAUAUGCAUUUUUUGGUAAAGAACUUGUUGAGGAAGUUGAGUUGGGCGGAUUAGAUGACGAGGAAGAAGAAGAGGAUUUGCCUGCUGAAUAUGAUGAGGAAGUGUUUCUCUUUGAUAAACAAGAGUUGAAUAAGGUUGACAGUGGAGCAAGGAGCACAAGAGUAUUUGAUGACAGAGGAUCCAGAGAAAAUUCGUCAGCUGCUGAAUGGACAAAGGGGGAGGAUCUUCCUAUUAACUGCUUUGAUCAGCGGCAGCUACUUGACCCUGAAAGCAACCAGGGCAGCCAAAGAUGGUCCUCACAGUAUUCCUCUUAUCACCUUUCAGAACUGAACCCUCUGCGCAGAACAUCUACAUACCCUGAGCAGCAGCAAAACCAGCAAAACUUCUCCAGUGAACCAAUUCUCGUGCCAAGGAUUUCUAACCCUUCAUAUUCUUCUCACGGUGGACAAUCUCCUCAGGUUUCACCAAAUCAUAGUCAUUUAAAUAUUCCAUACCUUGGUGGUAGUCCCCAAAUGGCAAUACCUUCACCAAACAUGUCUGCCUUUUCUAGUCAUCUUCAAUUUGCAGGCUUGCAGCAUGGAUCACCGCAUUAUGGUGGAAACUUGUCACAAUUUUCUACUGGUCUAUCUGCAAUUAGUAAGCCACCAAACCAAUGGGUUACCCCUAUGGGCAUUUAUCCUGGAGGUCAUCCCAACAACUUGAAUGAUAUGUUGCAGCCACAGCUACCUCAUCAAAAUGGUUUAGUGCCUCCAAAGUUGAUGUCACAGCAGAAUAGGCGGCAGCAUAUGGUUCAGCCAUCAUCGAGCAAUUUAUCAAGCAUGCAGUCGCAGCUAUUUAAUCCUCAACUUUCUGCAUCCCCACCUGUGAUAAGCAAGUAUGAGUAUGGCCCAGUGCUUGGUCUGGGUGAUAUUAGAGAUCAGAGAACGAAACCAUCCCCAAGAGUAGGACAAAAUCUGCAUUAUUCUCAACAGGGUUAUGAUACCAAUAAAAUUGACUUUGUCUGGCCUUGGUUCAAAUCCAAGUACAUGACAACUGAUGAAAUUGAGGGUAUUAUCAGAAUGCAGCUAGCUGCAACCCACAGUGACGACCCCUACGUGGAUGAUUAUUAUAACCAGGGCUGUCUUGCAAAAAAAUCAGCUGGUGCAAAGCUAAAACAUCAUUUCUGCCCCACUCACUUGAGGGAUCUUCCUUCUCGAGCUCGUGCUAACAUAGAACCGCAUGCUUUUCUCCAGGUUGAUGCUCUUGGGAGGGUUCCCUUUUCUUCAAUUCGUAGACCUCGUCCGCUUCUUGAGGUUGACCCUCCAAACUCAUCCGUUAGUGGUGCCGCUGACCAGAAAGUUCCUGUGAAACCCCUAGACCAGGAGCCAAUGCUUGCUGCUAGAGUGACAAUUGAAGAUGGUCUUUGCCUUCUCCUUGAUGUGGAUGAUAUUGACCGUUUUCUAGAAUUCAAUCAGCUUCAAGAUGGUGGAGACCAAUUGAGACGCAGGAGGCAGGUCCUGUUGGAAGAACUGGGAGCAUCUCUACAGUUGGUUAACCCACUCGGCAAGAAUGGACAUAAAGUUGGACUUGCUCCAAAGCACGAACUUGUGUUCUUACGAUUAGUAUCUCUUCCCAAGGGUCAGAAGCUCCUUGCAAGGUACCUUCAGCUUCUUUUUACAGCUGGUGACCUAAUGCUGAUUGUCUGCAUGGCUAUUUUUCGUCAUUUGCGGUUUUUGUUUGGAAGUGUUCCCUCUGAUCUUCGAGCAGCAGAAGCUACAAAUGACCUUGCAAGGGCUGUAUCAUUAUGUGUCCAUCGCAUGGAUCUUGGUUCUCUCAGUGCUUGUCUUGCAGCUGUGGUUUGUUCCUUGGAGCAGCCCCCACUCCGUCCCCUGGGAAGCUCUGAUGGAAAUGAGGCUUCCCUCAUCUUAAUAUCCGUUCUUGAUAGAGCAACUGAACUGUUGAAGAGGUUUCAAGAUGGUAGCAACCAUAAUGUGACGAAUAAGGCGCCAUGGAAGGCCUCCUUUGAUGAGUUCUUUGGCCUAGUCUUAAACUAUUGCAUUAAUAAGUAUGAUGAAAUUAUGCAAUCUUCUCCGCUAGAUCCAGCUGAAGCAACCAAGCGGGAAUUACCUAUAGAGCUCUUGCGUGCUAGUGUCCCCCACACAAAUGACUACCAGAAAAAGAUGUUAUUUGAUCUUUCCCAGCGUUCUUUAGUUGGUCAUGGUAAAGGUAAUGCAGAUCGCAUGCAUAUUGAGUAGUAGCUCUCUCUGACUUGUAAGCUCUGGCGCAAUAACAACAUGUCUCAAAGUUUCCCCGAGCCAUUCUUGAUUCAUAUCAAAUGUCAUGUAAGUACAUCCUGCUGCAACCUUAUCCUUUCACGGUAAAAGUUAAGGCUUUCUUGCUUCAACAUUUCAGAUAAAGAAUCUGGACGCAAUACCAUUUCUCUGCUUUCUUGAGGCUUGGAGUUGCUUGUACCACCAGAGUCAUUUAACUGAUGAUUGAUAUAAUAACCGUCUAUUCUAGGAAGCAGGUAGAAAACUUGUUCCAAGUUGCAGGUCUGAACCCAGAGCGCUCCAUUGAAUUCCCAGGUGCUUCAUGAAUACAUCGGGCUGGUUACUACCUUUGAAUUUCUUGGUCCAUGUUCUUGAAUAUUGGCCACAACUUUGUGGAUGUUGUUGAACCACUGCUGCAAAAAGCAGAAGAAUUACUAUGUAACUUCACAGAGGGGGAGAACCCUCAUGGUAGCUGUCAAUUCUCCCGUUGCUUAGGGAAAAAAUUCCAGUUAAAAGAGAGUGCUUUUGAUGGAAGAAUGGCGUGAAAUUGAUUUGGGAGUUUCGGUACUCUGCUAUUGAUUUCCUCUCCAUGUGUGAAAGUUGCAUUGCAAAGACGUAGUUAACUCUUCUUAGUAGUAAAAGAACUUCGAGCCUAGUUUCUUUUCUUAAUAUGUAAAUUUCUAAUUCAAGUAUUUUCUUUUCUUUUUGGGUUAAUUAGUAAUUAUUGCUAAUAUACCAUUAGAUAUAAAUUCUCUGUGCCUCUA